This is a messenger RNA of Panicum virgatum (switchgrass), 1383 nucleotides long. RefSeq lists its product as uncharacterized. NCBI's taxonomy places the organism in Eukaryota, Viridiplantae, Streptophyta, Magnoliopsida, Poales, Poaceae. The record is from RefSeq and is a predicted model, not a curated record. The transcript is spliced from 5 exons. The coding region runs from base 1 to 720 and encodes 239 amino acids.
AUGGAAGGAAUGAAGCAUCGCGUCCUACCCUCCGCACGCCUACGCACAUCACGCGCCGCAUCCGCUCCGCACGCAUGCCAACCUCCGCCCGCGCCGAUCUCGCCCACUCUGAUCGGCGACCUCGCGCAGCGCCCACCUCCCUACCUCGCCCAGGCUUCCGCGACACCCCAUGGAGGUGCCCCAAGUCCAACGUCCGCUUUCCCCGACCGCCGCCGGCCUCGUCCUCCUCUCCCAACCGUUGUUGGCCCCUACCCCUUCUCAGAUCCCCGCUUCCCCUUCCCCUUCUCCUUCUUGACCGCUGCCAGCCCCCUUCCACGACGCUUCACCGACCCGAGCGACGACAGCCAAGUGCGUGGGCCUUUGCAUUCCUGGAGGCCGGCGCCUCCACGACAAACACGAGGAACCCUCAUCGGAUCCUGCGACACUCUGCUCGCCGAGCGACUCCCAUGGCCGAGGUUAAGGCAAGCAGUGCCAAGUGCCAAGUGCCAAGUGCCAACACGAUUAGUGGCGGAGGGUGAAGCUAUUUGUAGGGGCGACGAUUUCAGAAAGCAAGUGAAGAAAUCGGCAAGCAUAGACAGAGCGGAGACGUGGAGCCGCCGCAACACAAGUGCCAAGGAGGGACAUGUUCUGGUAAACAAUCUCAAAGCACUCGCCAUCUUUGGUGAGGAGGCAUGGAAGAUGUCAGGGCUGUUGGAAAAUUUUAGGUAUGGAGGAAUCUAAUUGGCCGCUAUGGAAAAUUUUUGGUGUGAAGGUAUACUGUAUAGCGGUGAUGAAGAGGCAAGAUGAGCAUAUGGAAUAAUGUGGUCAUCGAGAAUCACACAGUUUGAGGCUACCACACUUCAGUCUUCGAAGAAUCAAAGGUAUUUUGUAUAUUAAAAUUUUGUCAUGCUUUUUAAUUCUCAACACAUUCUGGUGAACAGUCUCAAGGCACUCGUGCACUUUGGUGAGGGCUGGAAGAUGUUAGGGCCUUUGGAAAGUUCCAGGUAUGGCAAAAUCUGAUUGGCCUGUCUAGGAGCUAAAUUUCUACCAUAUUGUGGAGGUGAUUUGGGUGUAAUAGUACUAUAUCGAUUAUGAACAUCAAGAUGAGUGCCCGGCAUAAUACGUUCCUGGUGAUCAAGAAGCUCAUCGAGGUUAACUUCCUUCCAGCACAAGUUUGAUUUCUCAUAGUUUGAGGCUUUUGGACUGCGGACUCUGAUGAAUCGAUGGCAUCUUGUUUAUUAGAAUUCUAUCAUGCUUUUUAAUUCCCCACACCUUCUUGUUUUAGAAUUGGGGGUCUUAUCUCUAUAGGAAAACUGUUCUAGCUUUAAAACUGUGAUGUAUGGAGAGGGAACAAUCAAAUUUGAUUGAAGUCUUUGCAAAAUAUAAAAGCUUUGGAACUUGGAA